Numida meleagris (helmeted guineafowl) is the source of this 2321-nucleotide messenger RNA. RefSeq lists its product as uncharacterized. The coding region runs from base 858 to 2183 and encodes 441 amino acids. NCBI's taxonomy places the organism in Eukaryota, Metazoa, Chordata, Aves, Galliformes, Numididae. The record is from RefSeq and is a predicted model, not a curated record. Gene Ontology annotation, cellular component: cytoplasm. The transcript is spliced from 11 exons.
UUACAGCGAAAAUCUUUCAUUAUUCUUUUCUACUCAUUUUGCAGAUUUAGAAGGCUUCUCGUGGAUAUCAGUACCAACAGUUUAAUUUAGCUUGAUUUCUAUGUCUGUAUGAGAUACGGUGAAGGCAAGUAACAAAGCUGACUUAAUUGUGUCGCGGAAGUCCUGCCCAGCUGGCAUCAAGAAACGGGGCAAUUAGGUCGCGGACUCCGAUGCAGUCGCAUAGCGAAAUCCUUUAUUAUCUUUGUCUGCAAGCUUUUAUACCCACGCUGACUUAUGCCAGUGAUUUUCCACUGUUCUCUAUACCGCGAAGACACAUGUGCAGAGCAAGCAGUUCACAAUCAUGUUGGGCACAAAUGCUUACCAUCCCUGAUACUUGUUGCUAAGCUGCAGUUACUUUGUCCCGUGUAUUCCGGAGACCUCCUUGGUUCUCAGCCUUGCCUUCUCAUGCUGUUUAUCUCGCUCCGCAGCUUCUGCUCUGAAUAAUCUUUCUCACAUUCCCACAAGUCCCUCUUUUUUGUUUAUUAGCAAACUAUUGGCAUACGAUAAAAUAAUAGCACUAAUCGUAUUAAUAACAUAGUCAUCAUAACUCAGUCAAGGCCUCUUUCAGGGGCCUGCAGCCAGCCCCGCCCGGGCGGGGCAGCGGGUCACAGUGGGGCCCUUUGUGACCCGUCCCUGGCACACCCCGGGGUAGCUGGCACUGACAUAGUGGCCCCGCAGUGUCCGGCAGGACAGCGAGGGGACAGGGCAGGAGUGUGCGGGUCUGGCGAGGAGCCCCCGAGCGCAGCCCACAUCGUUUCCCUCUACCCCCAGCAGCCCCGUGGCUGUUCCCUCCCCAACCUCAGCCCUAAUCCCUCAGAAUGGAGAGGAAACCUCCCAGAUCCCCCAGAGUGGCCUGGGAGAAGAGUGGGGCUCCCCGGGAGAGAAGACCUCCACCGGAGCCCUACCAGGUGACCGAGGUGCAGCCGCUGCAUGCCGAUGCUGACUGGCUGCCUGUGUACCCGGAGGAAAAGGAGGUCAUAGAAACCAUCGAAGCCUACGUCAACAGCACAGAAAAGGAUCUGGUGCAGAAGAUGCAGUUCCUGAACUGCAUCAUCACACUGUGCAGCACUGCCAGAAAUAAGGGCUUGACAGAGGGCCUGGAUGUCUUCUGCUUCAUAAACGAUUUGCCAGAGAACAUUGAGGUCCUUAUGCGUCAGGAGCCCAGGGAGCAGCUGUGCACAGCACUGCGAUACCACACCAUGAACGCUAUUGCUGCCUUGAGCAGUGUGAAGGCAAUUUCGGAGGAUGAAAUAGUACACCUCUUAAACGUGUGCUUCAAAGUCAUCUUCUACCUUCCUCCAAAGAAGGUCUUGAACAUUUGCCUCUACAACCAUACCCUGCAUGCUAUGGACAACAUGCUGAAGGUGUUGCUAGACAGCCAUCCUUCCUCCAGCAUCCGUAACCAGCUGCAGAGUAUCUUGGAGGUGCUGCUGCCCUUCACUGUCUCCCAGAGCAAAAUUGUGCGUGAGAGGGCCAUGGAGCGGAUGUGGAAGCUUUGUGGUUUCAUGGCCAGCAGUUUCAGGCAGCAGCCAAUUGGAAAACUCAUCCACCCUCCUCAGACUACAGACAUCGUCCUCAUGACCCUUGAAAAGACCAUGGGAGACUGCAGCACUGAGGACAAGGAGUAUGCCAGGAUUCUACUGGAUUUGAUUCUGAGAGACCCUCACACCUGGCUGACGGAUCAGCAGGUGCCAGUGAUUGUGGGGUUCAUCCAGAGAAAGCUGAAAAGCAACAGCACGUCAGUUCAGGAGAUCCUCACGUCGGUGCUUCCUGUGCUGGCAAAUGAGUUUCCCAGGGAUGCGUUAACAAGCGUGUUGACCGAACUAACACAGAGUGACAGCACCCCCCUGGACAUCUGGAAGAGAAUGCUUUCCCUGCCAGGGACUUCUGGGAGGAUCUUGGAAGAACUGCACCAUGUUCUCCAGGACCCAGAGCUGUGCGGGAUCACCACAGCGGAGUUGGGUCUCCUUCGCCUGACUGUGCCAGAGAUUCUGGGGUCGAUCCAUAGAAACCUGGAAAGCAACAGCGCAUCACUUCAGCAAACACUCCGCUCUUUGCUGGAUGUGCUGACCAACCGGUUUCCCAGGGAUGCGCUGAGAAGUGUAUUGACCGACCUUUCUCAGUGUGACAGGUACCAGCCCUGACAGCCCUGCACAAUUGUUCCAUGUGAAGAGAGGGCUCAGAGACGCUCUGGCUGCCAGAGCCAAGGAAAGCUGCAGGACAUCCCCGAGGAGCAGGCCUUCCAUCCCACUGUGCUUUCCAGCGCUGGUGGGCCGCUCAGG